Sinocyclocheilus grahami is the source of this 11579-nucleotide messenger RNA. RefSeq names its product E3 ubiquitin-protein ligase rnf213-alpha-like. The record is from RefSeq and is a predicted model, not a curated record. Lineage: Eukaryota; Metazoa; Chordata; Actinopteri; Cypriniformes; Cyprinidae. Gene Ontology annotation, biological process: negative regulation of non-canonical Wnt signaling pathway; sprouting angiogenesis; ubiquitin-dependent protein catabolic process. Gene Ontology annotation, cellular component: membrane; nucleolus; cytosol. Gene Ontology annotation, molecular function: ATP hydrolysis activity; ubiquitin-protein transferase activity; metal ion binding. The transcript has 46 exons. The annotation marks the transcript as partial.
ACAUUCGAAUGCGUCAAACCAGCUGCUUUAAAGGGCCCAUAACAAAGAGGUGUCUGAAUGAGGAUUAUGGCAGUCAGUGCAUUCAAGCAGCUUGCAAACUUCUAAAGAUGAUCUGCAAAACAGUCAGUCGUGCAUUUACAGAUAUUACUGUUGCUUGCAUGAACCUUGUGGCCUCUGUAUCAGGAUUUGCCCAGACAACACAACAUACGGACACUUUUUCUGAGAAGACUCAUGAGUUACUCAGUGAUGCCAAGCAAACAGUCCGAACAUGGAUUGGACUAACUUUCAAAAGCAGACUUUUAAACAGAGUUUCUGGAAUGGUUGCCAAAUUCACUAGAGAGAUUGAGAUGUGGAAUAACAUUAUAACCAUAGAUUUCAUGAGUAAGGACUUAACCAAAGAAUGGAGAGAGACAUUUACACGGGACUUUGAGGGAAAAUAUCAACAGGAAGAUGAUCUCGAUCAAAUACUGGUUUAUUGCUCAAAGAUUGAGGAACUUAACGACUCCAAGCCUUUAUUGCUGGGUAGUGUGAAGAAGUGUGCUCUCCAGGCUGUUACUGCAGUAUGCCAGGCUAAAUCUGAGGGGAAACUUUUUGAGAGAUUGAAUCAUUUCCAACUAAACUGGAAAACUGACACACUUGUGUCUACCAUCAUCCUGAAGUCCUGGCCAAGAGACAGCAAAGGAACAUAUCUGGAGGAUGAAGAAGUUGUUCUCAAACAUCUUCUGGGCUGGACUGCAGCUAAGAAUAUCUUUCAGCUUCAUGGUGAAAAACUGAUCAGUCAGCUUUCUGAAGAAGCUAAAGAGAAAUUUGACAUGGCAAUCUCAUCAUUCACAAACAUUUUAAAUCAACUUGUAUCGGGGAAAAUAAAAAUAAAGCUACUCAACCACAUCCUGCAAAACAAGAGUGCUUUCUUUGACCUGCUUAAUUUAGAUUGUUUUUGUGACAAUGAACAAUACGGGGAUAUCAAUGCCAUGAACAGGCUUCUUGACUGUAGACAAAAGGAGGUGAAUGCUAUUUAUCAUGAGAAAUCACUGGUGGAUGCUCUCAUUACAAUGUGCCGCAAUCUACAGAAACAUGCGACAGUUGAUUUUGAAGGGUUGGAAGACAAACGUCGUAAUGACAUUGAUGAGAUGGACCUGGACAAGUUUGUGGACGUUCAUGUAUUAAAUCAGAUUCCCUCUGAAGUAAGAGUAGUCAGUUACUUUGAGCUUGAAGAUGAUGUUCGAUAUAUGGCAGAGGUCCUAUACACAUACAAAGACAGCUACAUCUUUGGAAAGUGUUGGGUCAAUGAGGCAACAAAGUUUGCUAAAGACAAAGGAGCAGUUUCUUCAGAGGAUGAUUUGGUUAUCACUCCCAAAAAGCUUCACAGUGACAUAUUUACACCAUGCUACAAUGCCUACAAAAACAUAUACACAGCGCUUAAAGAUGGCAGCAUCACUUUUGAAAAUAUUGAUGCAACAUUCAAAGCCUACAAGAAAAAAUAUAAAGAACUGGCAGCAGAAGUUGCAAUCAUAUGCAGACUGGAUCGCAGUGAUGACCAAGGUUGGGUUCAGACAAGAAUCCAUCAGAUUGAGCAGUACCAUGAGCUUCAUCUGGCAGUAGAGUCAGCUAAGGUGGUCAAGAGGGUCAAACAAACACUCGGCCUACAAGGAGACUUUCAAGUCUUGGAGAAGUUACUUAAUACUGUAAGUCAUCAUAAACACAAGGAGCAUCUUGACCGUAUUGAUGAUGAGUUGGUGCAGGCAAAAAUGGUGCUUGUGGAUAUUACAGAAUCCCGUAGACUGUGCCUUCAGGAGCUCUGCCUCAGAAAUAAUUUUGUUACGUGGGUAAAAGAGGCUCUUAGAGACAUCAAUGAGUUGAAAGUCUUUGUGGAUUUGGCUUCCAUCUCUGCCGGAGAGAAUGAUAUGGAAGUGGAUCGUGUGGCCUAUUUUCAUGAUGCAGUUCUUGGCUACUCCUCAAUGCUCUAUGAUUUGAAGCCAGAUGCUGACUUCAAGCUGUUUAAAGAGACAAUGAAGAAACUGUGGAAGGCACUUGACAAUGACCACAACCUCCCAAAGAAACUGAGUGACUCCGCAAGACACUUAGAAUGGUUAAAGACAGUCAAGGACAGUCAUGGGUCAGUGGAAACCUCAUCUCUGUCUCUGGCAUCAGCUAUCAACAUCAACGGUGUCUACGUUAUUAGUGCACAAAAUCAAAAGUUUUGCUUGGAAGAUAUUCUGAAGUUACAUGUUAUAGAAGAGCAUGAUGAGGGCCGUGAGACACGCAGUUAUUCUUUUGAAGACCUCAGGGACCUUCAGAAUAAAUUGAUGCUAAUGUCGGGCAAAGGAGAUCAGGGCCAGCGUGAAGUCAAACGAUUUGCAGAGGUCUUUGCCAGUGUACAGAGGUUGGCCUGUGCGUUCAUUGAUUUGUUUGUUGCUGGAAAUCCGUUAUUCAGACACUGGAAGGCAAAGGUCAACUGUAAUAGUAAAGAAGCAUGCAUCAUUAUGGACCUCGAUUUAGGAAGUGUUGUUAGUGUAAUGAUGGAAGGUGAUGUCACAGAACAGUUACCAGAAGUCUGCCGGAAAAUGGAGAGCUGUGUAUGCUUCUGGAAGGCUUUUAUGGCCAAGCAGAGAUCCAAGCAUUAUUACUUAAACUAUUUCACUUCAGAACAGGUGGUCUACCUGUGCAGUCAGCUCACCCAAAAAAAUGUGACUGAAAUGAAUGAUCAAGUUCUUAUGAUGCUCUCCUUUAUCAAACCUAAUUGCUCCUUUUCAGAUGUGACACAAGCUUGGCACAGGCUUCAGGAUGAUGUAAUUAAGGAACUUAAGCAAAAUUAUGACUUAGAAUUUCAAACAUUUGCAGAAGUUCCCAGCAUGAUAGAAUGUGAUUUGAGUACUGAGGAGCCAUGUCCAUCGUUUGACAAGUUGCCAAGUCUGUUGAGAAAAGCUAAUGGGUCAGAAAAGCUAUGUGUGAUUUGGAAUGCUUACAUGCGAGACAUGAACAACUUCCUGCCAGACUGCCUUGAUGUCAGAAGCCUUGGAUAUCUUCUUGAAAUACUAGCCAACGGUCCCAGUCAAUAUGAGAGUGAUUCCAAACAGGAUGAGAAAACAAGUAAUAUUCAGAGAGAACUCCCCUAUGGAAUGGCUACUGGAAGACCAAAUCUGAUCAUCUGCCCUUCUGAAGAAAGUCUAAUAGCAUGUAUUUCAAUUUACAUGAGCAGCAAAAAUGAGCCUCUACCAACCUAUGAUGAAGUACUCCUCUGUAGUGCUUCCACUCCAUAUGAAGAAGUGGAGCUUUUCCUCAGGCGUUGUCUCUCUGCUGGCUACAGGGGAAAGAAGAUAUACACAAUGCUCUAUGUGGACCAGCUUACCUAUGAAGUCAGCUACAAAGUGGAGCAAUUUUUUCAGCAGCAAAAAGCACAGUGCAGAGAUGAUUACAGACUGGUGUUGGUCUGCAGCUCAAAUGGAGAACAUGCAUACCUUCCCUCUGCUUUUAGUCAAUUUAGAUUGCACUUGGUUCCCCAAGAACCAGUAAUCCGUAUUCAGCAAUACCUUGUUAGGCAUUUUACAAUCCCAGCUGACAUAUCCAGUGCUGCUGCUGUGUUCAAAAACAGACAGUUUGUGGGAGUUGUAGUCUCUGAAAGGUCAGGAGUUGGGAAGUCACUUCACAUUAAACGAAUGCAUGAGAAAUUGAAAAAGAUCACUAAUAAGCUUUCACAGCUGAAGAGCAUCAGGUUAACUGAGACAAGAGUUGAUGAAAAUGCCAUCCUCAAGUUAUUGCUCAACAGCCUCAAGAAAAAGGAACUUUCAGUCUAUCAUUUUGACAUCACCACCAUGGUUAAAACAGGACUUCAUGAAUUUCUGUUCAGGCUGUUGAUUCUUGGAUACCUCAUGGACUCGGAAGGAAACAUGUGGAAAAGCAGUAAUAAGCACUUAUAUGUAAUUGAGGUUCUAAGACCGGAUGGCAGAACUUCACAGAAUGACAGAAAAGCUGGUGCGGAAGUUUCAUCUGCUUUCAUGGAUGUGUUUCCAAUUGUUUACUGCCGUCCACCUAAAGAGGUCCUUGAGCUAGAAAUGAGAAUCCAGGAAGAUCCGUCAUUAGUAGAGGGUGAUGAUCCCCUUAUGGAUGACCAAGAGUUCCAAAGUGAGGCCUAUCAGCGGCCUUAUCAGUACCUGCAACGCUUCUACAAUGGUAUUAAUUUGGAUGCCUUCAGGUACCAAGGAGUUGAGGGCACUCAUGUUGAAUGCCUGCAGAUAUUGUUUGUGUACUGUGGCAUUGCAGACCCAUCUUGGGCAGAGUUGCGGAAUUUUGCUUGGUUCCUAAACUUACAACUUAGGGAUUGUGAAAACUCAGUUUUCUGUGAUGUUUCACAUAUAGGGGACAUUUUAUUGGGAUUUAAAAAUGUUGUUGUUGAUUUCAUGAUUCUCAUGGCAAAGGAUUUUGCCACUCCUUCACUUAGCAUCUCUGACCAGAGUCCAGGGAGACUGCAAAAUGACCUUUCUUCUGCAAAUGAAGAGGAUCUUGCUCCCUUUAGGAUAAGAAAACGAUGGGAGUCAGAACCACAUCCAUAUAUUGUCUUCAAUGAUGACCAUGUGUCUAUGACAUUCAUUGGCUUUCAUCUUCAGCCAAAUGCACAGAAAAAGAUUGAUGCUAUUGAUCCAUCAACAAACAGAGUGAUCAAGCAGAAUAUCAUGACCAGAGAGCUCUACGAGGGCCUUAAACUACAGGGAGUUUCUUUUAAUAUUGAUUUUGACCAGCUCCCAAGACAUGAGAAAAUUGAGAGACUUUCCAGGGUGUUGGGAAUACAGUCUCCUACUGACCCAGAGGAAACAUAUGAGCUCACCACAGACAACAUUUUGAAAAUGCUGGCAAUUCACAUGCGCUUCCGCUGCGGGAUUCCCGUAAUAAUCAUGGGUGAGACAGGAUGUGGGAAGACCAGGCUAAUCAAAUUUCUUUGUGAGAUGCACAGAGGUGUAGUUGCCUCUGACAACAUGAAACUAGUAAAAGUUCAUGGAGGGACAAGCUCAGACAUGAUUUACACCAAAGUGAGAGAAGCAGAGGACAUGGCUUCAAGAAACAAGAAGGAUCAUGGCUUUGACUCUGUGUUGUUUUUUGAUGAAGCAAACACAACAGAGGCCAUUGGCAGCAUUAAGGAAAUCCUCUGUGACAACACUGCUAAAGGACAGGAUUUGACAGGUGACACUGGCUUGCAAAUCAUUGCCGCUUGCAACCCAUACAGGAAACACACAGAUGAAAUGAUCAAGAGAUUGGAGUCAGCUGGUUUGGGAUACAGAGUUCAUGCUGAGGAAACAGAUGAAAAACUUGGAUCCAUUCCACUUCGCCAGCUUGUGUACAGAGUGCAUGCUUUGCCACCUAGCAUGAUUCCACUAGUUUGGGACUUUGGACAACUCAGUGACCAGACUGAGAAAAUGUACAUCAAGCAAAUUGUCGAAAGAGUAGUUCAAACAAAUUCUAUUGAUUCAAACUACAUUACAACCAUCACAGAUGUUCUGUCAGCCUCACAGAUGUAUAUGCGAACAAGAAAGGAUGAAUGUAGUUUUGUGAGUCUGAGGGACGUAGAGCGCUGCAUGCAAGUUUUUAGCUGGUUCUACAUAAACCACUCAAUGCUACUCUCAGAGCUUGACCAGUUUGAGAGUGGAAAAAUUAAUGAUCAACAUCAGAGGGAUACUGUAAUAAGAAUCCCAAUUCUAUGGUCAUUAAUUAUGGCUGUUGGUGUGUGUUACCAUGCCUGCUUGGAGGAUAAGGAGAAAUAUAGAGAAAAUAUUUGCAGAUACCUUCCAGAAUCCUAUAGCCAAAUGAAAGUGAUGCAGGAGAUCUCAGUUAUCCAGGAUCUUUUCCUGAGUGGAGUUCCAUUGGGUGAAACUAUUGCCCGAAACAAUGCCUUGAAGGAAAAUGUCUUCAUGAUGGUUAUUUGCAUUGAACUGCGAAUACCUCUCUUUUUGGUUGGAAAACCUGGAAGCUCUAAGUCUUUGUCAAAAACUCUAGUUGCAGAUGGCAUGCAAGGACAAGCAGCUCAUUCAGAUUUGUUUAAAAAGCUAAAGCAAAUUCAUCUUGUUUCCUUCCAGUGCAGUCCUCAUUCUACACCAUAUGGGAUCAUCAAUACAUUCAAGCAAUGUGCCCGUUUUCAGGAAGGAAAGAAUCUAAAGGAGUAUGUCUCAGUGGUAGUGCUAGAUGAGAUAGGCUUGGCUGAAGAUUCCCAGAAAAUGACCCUGAAAACUUUACAUCCUUUGUUGGAAGAAGGAUGCAUAGAUGACCAGCCAGUACCCCACAAGAAGGUUGGAUUCAUCGGUAUCUCAAACUGGGCUUUGGAUCCAGCCAAGAUGAAUAGAGGGAUAUUUGUUUCUCGUGGUGAUCCUGAUGAAAAGGAAUUGAUUGAAACUGCUGAAGGAAUAUGUUCUUCAGAUCCCAUGAUCCUUGAGAGGGUGAGAGAUUACUUUCAGCCUUUUGCCCAGGCUUACCUGCACAUCUGUAACAAACAAGGCAGAGGUUUCUUUGGUUUGCGAGACUAUUACAGCUUGAUAAAAAUGAUGUUUGCUUUAGCCAAAGAUUCAAAUCAGAAGCCUAGUGCAGAGCAGAUUGUGAAAGCUGUACUGAGGAACUUCAGUGGGAAGGAUAAUGUGGAUGCUGUCACAGUUUUCACUAGAAGACUAAAUAUCAAACCCAAGCUUGAGAAUAUCAGAAUCAUUGAGCUUGUAAAAGAGAACAUCACAGCCAUUGGUCAAGAUGAGGAGUGCAGAUACCUGCUGGUUCUGACCAAAAACUAUGCAGCCCUUCGAAUUCUACAGCAAACGUUUUUUUCAGAUCAGUGCCAACCAGAGAUCAUCUUUGGUUCAAGCUUUCCAAAAGACCAGGAGUAUACUCAGAUAUGCCGCAAUAUUAACCGUGUCAAGAUUUGUAUGGAAACUGGUCAAACCAUUGUGCUUCUGAACCUGCAGAACUUGUAUGAAAGCUUGUAUGAUGCUCUCAACCAAUAUUAUGUUUGGCUUGGAGGUCAGAAAUAUGUGGAUUUGGGGCUUGGAACUCACAGAGUCAAAUGCAGAGUGCACAGAAAUUUCAGGCUCAUUGUCAUUGAAGAGAAGGAUGUUGUGUACAAGCAGUUUCCCAUUCCAUUGAUCAACAGGUUGGAGAAACAUUAUCUUGACAUCAAUACCAUACUAAAGAGUGAGCAAAAGGACCUUGUUGAGAAGCUUCAGCAGUGGGUUGGAUGCUUCAUUGAUACCAAAGGCAAUCAUGAAUUUGCUCCCCAAGCAUGCCGUUACCAUCCAGCUGAUGCUUUCAUUGGCUACCACUCAGACACCUGUGCCUCUGUUGUCCUGCAAGUUACAGAGCAGCUCAAAGGGCAGAUUUCAGAUUCUUUGAAGAGGAUUUUAGAUGAGGCUAAAUUGAUCCUUUUGAAUUGUGCUACACCAGAUGCAGUGGUUAGGCUAGACUGCACUUCACUCCCCAAAGUAGAAAGUGAGCACUUGUCAAGUGUGUACUUUAAAGACCAGAAGCAUAGGUCACUUGCUGACUUCAUCCUUUCUCAAAUACAUCAAGCAGGGCCUAGCCAUGCCUUUUUUACAGAGGUAACUACAUUCUCAAGGCUUCUGACCGCAACAGAAACUGAACAGCUACAGAACAUAGUUCAAAACAUUGAGCUCCUCUCACUACAGCAGUUUGACACAGAAAACUCAUUCCUAAAGAAGAUCAGGAAUUAUUUGGAAAACACCACUGGAGACAAGAUACUUAUCAUCCAAACCAAUUUUGAUGAAAGCUCCCAAAGUUUAAAUUUCAUUGCAUCUGCAAAGUAUUCUUCUCUCAAUGAAAUCAACAGAUUCAGGAAAGUGUCCAGUGGAAAGAUUUUUGUCUAUUUCAUCACUAAGCUACCCAGAAUGGAUGGUGGAACUUCCUAUGUUGGAUUUCAUGGUGGCCUUUGGAAGUCAGUCCACAUUGAUGACCUGAGAACAUCGAAAGACAUUGUCUCUGAUAUAAAAGCCUUGCAGUGUCUGACCAUCAGCCAGUUGUUUGAACAGAAAGCUGAGAAAGCAGAUGAGCCUGAAGCUAUGGACGAUGAAGACAUGCAUACAGAAGAAGAGAAGAUGAAACUAGAAGACAGUACUGGCUGGGAGAAUGUUUUAGACACCAACGUGCUGGUUCGUAGCUGUGUUCAGAGUGCAGUUGGCAUGCUAAGAGAUCAGACAGAGGCAGGCACCCGCAGCACCAAGCGAGUAGAGACUCUGCUAAUACUCUUGGAUGACAAUGACACUCUACAAGCUGAAUUUAUCAAAGCGUUAAAGAAACAACUUCAUUCUCUAUUGAUGGCUCACGAUGAAAACACAAUCUCUAGCAAGAGCUGGGUCUCCAAGGAGGCACUUAAUAUUGAUGCAUUGCAAGAGGGUGGGACUUUUAGACAUGCCCUUUGGAGACGAGUUCAAGCAGAAGUAACUCCAUUUUUGGCACAACUUGUUUCAAUUAUUGACCGUGACUGCAAUCUAGACCUCUUGCUGGAUAGAAACUCUGAUGAAUCCUUGAGGAAAUUGUGGCUGGACAUUUUUGGAGAUGUCAAGUUACUGAAUGUUCCUUGUACCAGACUGGACAACAACUCAGUGAAGACAAUCUUGGUUCAGAACUACAUUGCAGUUGACAGCAAUGUGGGUUGCACCAUGCCUUUCAGCUGGAGAAUUAAAGAUUAUCUAGAGGAACUCUGGGUACAUGCUUUUCAGCAAGAAGGACACUCUCUAGAGCAAUUUGAAAAGUUUUUUUGGAAUAUCCCCUUGGGCGGGUACAUCUCCGAAGCAACCGAAGAGAUGCAGAUGGAGUUUUUCCACAGGUAUCUCCAGGAUUUCAUCUCCAUGACCAUGAAGGUAACAUCAGUGGUGAAUCUUCAGCUCUUAUGUGGAGCCCUUACUUGUGGUGUAAAUGAGCUCAGAGGUAGUCAAGAAGUGCAUGAGAAAGAAGUCAUUUCUCUGCCGUGUGUUCAUGCUGCCUACCAUCACUUCAAGAACCGAAUACAGAACCUCUACAGGAUGAUCAGUAUAGAGCCUCAGAUUGCUCAGAUGCUUCUAGAUAACACAUGUGCCAGAGAGGGAACAGAACUGGUGUUAGAUGUGUAUGCUGCAGUGGCCUGUAUUGAAUGCCUGGAGCCCCAGUCUCUAGAUGAAGAUGUUCAGAGUCUGGCCUGGCUUAGACGUGUUAAAAAGCUACAGGUGCCAGUUGAGCUGGUUUGCUGUGAGGAGAGCCUACGGCACUAUGGAGAGAGAAGCGAACAGAUUGUCACCCACAUCCAACAUGGUUGGCGUCGCAUUUACUCUCUGGCCUUGUUUGUGGAGCACAUCCUGCUGGGUGUCGAGGAUGUGCAUUUAAACCUUGGGCCACUGGUUCUCAAACACACUCGAUGCCUAACACAAGUCCUACAGCAGGACUCAGACCUCAAAAAGAAGCAGCCGUUUGAGGCAGUGAUCACCGUACUCAAAGCUUGCAAAGAUGAAGCAUCUCAGAGCAUUUUUAGGUUUGGCAAUCAGCUUUGUCCAGUGUGCAGGGGAGACCUGCAGGACCCUUUGAGUCUGCCCUGUGAGCACAUCUACUGCCUGACCUGUAUCAAACAGUGGCUGGUGCCCGGUCAGAUGCUCUGUCCUCUGUGUUACCAUGAAGUGCCUGAUAACUUUGAGCUCAAGGCCUCUGAGACAAUACGGGGUCUCUUCAGUCAAAAUGCAUUGUUCAGAAUGCGAUGCAAUGCUUUCUUCAUUGAUUUGGUGUCCACCAUGUGCUUCAAGGACAGCACUCCUCCCAGUGAGGACAUCAUCCACCAUCUGUUGUCCCUCCUGAUGGUAGAGGCCCACUCGCUCCCUCAGAUUGAAGGGCAAGACCGCAGGUUCUUGACUAAGGCUCUUUCUCCCUUUGAUGACUCUGUGGAUAAAAAUCCAGUGGUGCGUUCAGUGGUGCUGAAACUCCUGCUCAAGUACAGCUUUGACGAUGUGAAGCACUAUCUUCAGCGGCAUCUGACAGAAGUUGAGCAAAGCAACAUCAUUAAGGAGAAUGAUAAAACCGAGCUUUAUUCCUUGUACAUAAAUUGUUUGGAGGACUCGAUGUACGAUCGGACACAAUGGCACUCAGUGGUGGCGCAGCAGACCUGUUUGCAGGAGGAAACACACUUUCUGCUGCAUUUCCUUCACUCUGAUUCUGUGUCUGCACGUGCUGUAUCUAUAGGGCACCUGCAGCAGGUGGCCAGAGUUCGACUGUGUCUGGAUAUGGCUGCUGACCUGCUAGAUAACAGAGUGACUAGUGCAGAUGCACAGGAUGAUCUUUCAUCUGUUACUUCAGCGUUUUUGAACAGUGUGGAUGAUCUAUGCUGCCAGAGCAGCAAUGACUGGUACAGGGUUUACCUCAUCAGAAAGAUCUGCAGUCUUCAUGGGAUUGAAUAUGUCCAGAAACUUCUGCCACAGGAAGGGUUCAAGUGGCUGUUUCCUCAGAAGAUUCUUGAGUUGAAUCAUGACGACAGCCAGAUUGACCACUUUGUAGCAUGUGGACUGGACUACAAAACUGUUAGGGAUGCAGUAGCCGAAGCCAUGCUAGAUUGCAACAUGAAUGGAAUACAGGAAGCCAUUGAGUAUUGCAAAAGCACACCCAUGAAGAAAGCUGUUUAUCUGCUAAUGGCUUUGUUCAGAGAAGUCACAUCACUGUACAGAAAUGGAAAGCCCAACUUGCACCCUAAACCUGAGCAAUGUGCUGGCCUUGAAGAUUAUAUCAGAAGCACAGACAUCUUUGUCAAUGAUGAAAUGAAAGCAUUUGCUGAAGCGCUGGUGAAUAAUAAUCUCCGUGAUCUGCGUGUACAACCUCAGACGUCAGGCAGAGAGCUUCUUCUGGUGGAGGUUACAGUUCACAUGGCUGCAGUCCUGUUGUGUGGAAAUCAGCUUUUACUGCAGCCACUGCAGCAGCUGGCACUGUCCCCAAACAUCAUGACGGCUUCAUUCAUCCCAACUAUGCCGGAUGACAUGCUGGCUGUAGUCCAGCAGGCCAUGGAAGGCGUCUGGUGGUAUACCUGUCCUAAUGGUCAUCCGUGCAUUGUUGAUAUGUGUGGUCGACCCAUGGAGGUUCGCCGCUGUCCAGACUGUAAUGCAGAAAUAGGUGGCAUAGACCACAAACCUGUUCAAGGCUUCCAAGCCAUGCAGAGACGAGAGGACCGUACUCAGUCGGGACACAUCCUGGGUGACGCACAACGUCGUGAUCAGCCUGACAUGCAGGACACUAAGAAUAUGUCCCCUGCCCCCUUCGCUCUUCUCAGGCUGCUCACACACAUGUCCAUGCUGCUGGGAGCUCGAAACAACCCACAGAGUGUCAUGCAGAUCAUCAAGCCUGCUGUGCCGGAUCCCAGGCCGUUCCUGAUGGCCCAUCUGUUGAAGGAUAUGGAGCAGCUGAGCAGAGCUCUGGGUAAAGGAGUGGAUGAUACGGUCAGUACCAUCCAUUUGACCAUCCACAGUCUACUGGAACCCCAUCAGACCAGCCAGUGGCCUGCUCCUUAUGAUAAAACCCUUUCCUCUAAAGAUGCAAGAAAUGGAUGGGAAAAUGUCAUGAAUACUGAUGUCAUUACACAUCAACUGAAG